Myripristis murdjan (pinecone soldierfish) is the source of this 1547-nucleotide messenger RNA. RefSeq names its product SET and MYND domain containing 1b (gene smyd1b). The record is from RefSeq and is a predicted model, not a curated record. Gene Ontology annotation, molecular function: protein binding; histone H3K4 methyltransferase activity. Bases 78 to 1547 code for a protein of 489 amino acids. NCBI's taxonomy places the organism in Eukaryota, Metazoa, Chordata, Actinopteri, Holocentriformes, Holocentridae. The transcript has 10 exons. Gene Ontology annotation, cellular component: nucleus.
GCUGCGACGUUCUCCUGAUCUCCUGGACUGGCCGGCUGCUUACCUGCGCCUCCAUCUUGGCAUCCACCACAGCUACCAUGGAGAACAUUGAAAUAUUUGACUCACCUGGAAAGGGGAGGGGUCUGAGGGCCACCAAGGAGAUGUGGGCCGGAGAUGUCAUCUUUGCUGAGCCGAGUCUUGCAGCCGUUGUAUUUGACAGUCUAGCAGAGAAAAUUUGCCACAGUUGUUUCCGCAGACAGCCAAAGCUCCAGCGGUGCGGCCAGUGCAAAUUCGCACAUUACUGUGACCGUACCUGCCAGCGUGCCGGCUGGGCUGAACACAGGGAAGAAUGCAGCGCCAUAAAAGCUUUUGGCAAAGCACCCAAUGAGAGUAUCCGGUUGGUGGCCCGUGUCAUGUGGCGCCUUGACAAAGAGGGAAGCGUCGUGUCUGACAUGCAGCUGACCACACUGGAGGAGCUGGAGGACCACGUGACCGACAUGCCUGAGGACGAGCUGAAGGAGCUCAAAGUAGACAUCCACAACUUCUUGGACUACUGGCCCCGGACAAACAAGCAGCACACAGUCGAUGACAUCUCACACCUUUUUGGAGUGGUCAAUUGUAAUGGCUUCACUAUAAGUGACCAGAGGGGCCUUCAGGCAGUCGGAGUGGGUAUUUUCCCUAACCUGUGUCUGGUGAACCACGACUGCUGGCCAAACUGCACCGUCAUCCUCAACCACGGCAAUCAAUCGGCUGUGAAUUCUAUGUUUCACUCUCAGCGGAGGAUUGAGCUGCGUGCCUUGGGUAAGAUUUCCGAGGGAGAGGAGCUCACGGUAGCCUACGUGGACUUUUUGAAUUUGACAGAGGAGAGACAGAGGCAGCUGAAAACGCAAUACUUCUUUGACUGCACGUGUGAGCACUGCAAAAACCACAUCAAAGACGACCUGAAGCUGGCGGGAAGAGAAAUAGAUGGAGUCAAGCCAUCAGAAGAGCAGGUGAAAGAGGCAACAGAUCAUUGCUAUAAAAUGCUUGAGAAGAUGGACAAAGCUCGCUUAAACGGUGACUACCAUGAGGUAGUAACCACAUGCAGGGAAUGCAUAGAGAAGACAGAGCCAAUUUUGGCUGACACUCACAUCUACCUGCUGAGGAUGUGGAGCACAUUAAGUGAAGUGCAGGCUUACCUGCAGUUCUUUGAAGAUGCUGCAGAAUAUGCCCGCAAAAUGGUGGAUGGAUACAUGAAACUGUACCACCCUAACAACGCAGCUCUGGGCAUGGCUGCCAUGCGGGCAGGAGUGACCCAUUGGCAAAACGGGCUCAUAGAGGUUGGCCAUGGGAUGAUCUGCAAGGCCUAUGCUAUUCUUAUGGUGACCCAUGGCCCUACACAUCCCAUCACCAAGGACCUGGAGGAAAUGCGCAUGCAGACAGAGAUGGAGUUGAGGAUGUUCAAGCAGAACGAGUACGUUUACCACAGUAUGAGAGAGGCAGCUCUCAAGAACAGACCAAUGACCAUGAUGAACGAACCCAAGAGCGUGGAGGAGGGAAUCAAGAAUCUCUUCCACCGCAAGAAAUGA